Messenger RNA from Trypanosoma cruzi, 5467 nucleotides. RefSeq names its product dispersed gene family protein 1 (DGF-1), putative. Gene Ontology annotation, molecular function: Notch binding. The annotation marks the transcript as partial. NCBI's taxonomy places the organism in Eukaryota, Euglenozoa, Kinetoplastea, Trypanosomatida, Trypanosomatidae. The transcript has a single exon. The record is from RefSeq and is a predicted model, not a curated record.
CUUUGCAGCGAGGACGAGCAGCAUCAGCGGCUGUGAGUGUGUGUGUGCUGCUGGCGGCCACGGUGGUGCGUGUCUGCCGGCUGCGGUUCCGGACGGCCUUGGGCCGCUCCCGCUCCCCGAAGUGAAGGACACGGAGGUCCGCUGCGUGCACGGUGGCAGCACCAGCUCCGUGGACGAUCCUGAUCCCGGUGUGCGUGGUCUGUGCUUUGUCAACGUGACCUUCAUCGCUGAUAUCGAGUUGGACCUGUGGACAUUCAACGCGCCACAACAGACACUCAACAUCACGCUGCUGCAGUGCGUCCUCAUGGGCCUGUUGAUCAGGGGGAGUGGUGCGCGCGUGCACGUGAACGUGACAUCCUCGAUGAUGGAUUCUGGUGCAUUGGAGUUUGAGGGUGAUUUUGGUGCGAGUUCCCAGAUACUGGUGGUGGGCAGUACGCUCUUGUCGACGGUGAGCCAUGCCAUUGCCUUUUCGGUUUUUUUUUUCACUGCGAACUCGACGCUGCUGCUGCUUGACAGCCACAUUGAGGGAAUUAGUUACGCACUCUAUUUCUCAAUUGGUGUUGAUGAUGGUGGCGGGAUCAUUGUGAAGGGAAAUAUGCUGAGCACAACGGAGGAGGAUGACGGGAUGGAAUCAUGUGUUUGCGUUUACGCUGUUGAUGUGAAGAAUGGCGGCUACUUUGACGUGGAGAACAACACGAUGAGCGCAGUGAGCGGCAUUCAUAUUUAUGAGGAUACCACUGUGAGCUCCGCGGGGCUGCUGCGAGUGGCGGAUUGCACCCUUGUUGGCAGCGCGGAGUUUUUGGAUUCUGCGCUGUUGUAUUUGGCCGGCUCUUUGGCUCUCCAGGGUGGUGCGCAGUGGCGUGUGGAGGGCAACGAAGUGAGCGCAGCCUCAGUAUUAAGUAUAGGACAUGAACAGCACAACAUUCAGCUGUCGGGCGACGGCACUACCGUGGCGCUUGCACACAACCGUCAGGUGGACGAUAUUUAUCCUUUUGCUGAUCUGGAUCAGUCGAACAUGAUUGUGGUUUCUCCCGCAAAGCUUGUGGUUGGGUGCAACCUGCAGGGAGGUAAUGAGGUGUCGUACGACGGUGUGUUUCCGGAGGACGUGGUGGUGUUCAGGUGCGGUACAUGCAACGAUGACGCGGCGUGCUACAUGCCCGGGACGGAGUCGGUGGACCGCGGUUCUUGCUCGUGCGGCUGCAAGGACGGAUGGCAUGGCGCGUCGUGUCUUCCCUUCGAGGUGCCCGACACGGUUGUGCCGCCCGUAGCGGAGAGAGCCGUCGACGGCGACACGAGCUGUGUGGUGAAACAGACGCUGAGGGAAAUCACGCUGAACAUGUGGAAGACGCACCACUGCUACGUGGGUGUGACAUUCAGCGGCGUGGGUGCUGCGCUCACGUUUUCCUUUGACAGUAUGCCGCUGCAUCUCCUCAUCAACAUCACGCUCACCGGGUGCGCAUUCCGUGAGGGUGCCGCGCUGCAGUUUUUUGGGGGUGCUGGGGCGGCCGAGUCAGCGGGCGUCCUGAUCCGCGUGAGCCAGACGGUGAUGCGGUCCUCUGUUGUUGUUUUUGCACUUGCCCUCCCGCAGCACUGCGACAUUGCCGUCACGGAGGUUGACGCGGUGCAGUCCUCCGAGGUCCAUCUGCCGGAAACAGUGAACAACAAGCUGAGCGUUGUGUUGCUGCACGAAGUUUUGUUGAGUGCAUCCUCGCUUUUGGUCAGCAACGCCAGGGCGCGUGCAACGAGGCGUGAUGCGUUUGGUUUGCACUCGACCGGGACGCUGACGCUGGUGGGUGGCAGCUCGCUGUACACGCGGUACUGCAGCUUCGAUGGCUACACAUACCUGUUCCACGUAAAUACCCUCAGUGUCAGUGACCACUCUGUUUUUGCGCUUCUCAACAAUACAAUGUCCUCCGGGACAAGCCUAUUGUAUCAGCACUCCCGAUUCAGCGUGUUGGAUCACAGCGUGUUGCGCGUGGUGGGGAACAGCGGCUCCGUGUCCAACGCCAUUGUUGCAGACGAAUUGUGGACCGUCCAGCGGUCAAGCUGGUUGGAUUGGCGCGACAACGACGUGGGAGUGGGUGCGUUUUUCGACGACACUGAAUCCACUUUUGUGAGCAUUGACAGCAGCAGUGUGGUGACGCUGACGGGCUGCAAGAUGGGCUCGACGGGUUUGUCGGUGCCUUUGCUGAAGCGGGUUGGGGCCGGCUACCGGUUCGUUGCUGGGUGCCUGACGGUCGCGGGACGGGAGGUGACGACGGCGGCAGAGCUGGCGCUCCAAGGCAUUACCAACGUGACGACGGUUGCAGUGUGCGGGAAGUGCACUAAGGACGGCAACUGCUUUGCUCCUCUGACGACGGCUGUCAGCGACUGCAAUUGCCAGUGCGCUGCUGGAGGGCACGGCGAUGUGUGCGUCCCGGCGCCUGUGCCUGCUGGCCCGCCGCCACCACCGCCACCGCCACCGCCACCGCCGCCACCGCCGGUUGGUGAGUGCAUCAGCGACAUUUUGUACCCCGAGGUGGCGCAGACUGUGGGCGGCGGGCUGUCGUGGCUGUGCUACCGCAACGUGACGUUCAGCGGGGGCGGCAUGAGCCUGACGGUGCUGAUUGGGGCGAUGACGGGCGACGUGGUGAACGUCACGUUCGAUGGAUGCACGUGGAGGGACGGCGCCGUGCUGUUGCUGUUGGGCAACGCGUACGCCGCUGUGGGGUCGCUGAACAUUGUCGUCACCGGCAACACGUUCCGUGACGCGCUGCUCAGCCCGGAGGGUGGGUUUCCACCGCACACGAACAUCACGAUCAGCGGGAACCGCUUCACGGCCACAAGGCUCCUCCCUCGGCCGGGUUUGGACCUUGGCAGCCCGUCGUGUGUCGCGAUGAAUGGGCUGGCGAUCAGCAACGACUCUGCGGUGGUGCUCAGUGGCAAUGUGUUUCAGACCGUGACGGCAUCUUCAAACGUCAUUUACUUUGUUGAAUCUGCGCUGAGGGUGUCGUGGCGCUCCCUUUUUGCGGUGGUAGGCAACACGUUUCAUAUGGAAGGCGCUAACAGUAAUUUGAUACAUCUUGAGGGGUCUAGCCAGUCAUUUUCACUGAUUGUACUGAACAACUCUGCCGUGGUGAUCCGAGGCAACCUUGUGACGAGGCCGGUGCAGUACUUCAUGCACAUUUUGUCGGCCUUACGUGUGGAGUCCCAGUCAGCGGUUGUGUUUCAGGACAACGAAAUGCGGGGAAGCUUGGCUGUGUUUUAUUCAACUUUUGCCGCCAACAUCUACUACAACUCCUGGCUGCAGUUGAGCGGCAACCUCUGCCGUGAAUCCCCAUCGGAAGCCUUUGCCUGCAUAUCCCCUACGGUGGAUCUCCGCGACUCCACGGUGUCUGUGUCCGGCAACCAAUUCAUUUCCAACAAUGGAGUGACCAAAGCGCUGCUGAUACUCAAAAAGUCCCGCGAUCUCACAAACGGAGCGAUUGUGGCUGCGUGCAACACUGUGAACGGCGAGGAGGCGGCGGGAUACAGCAUUCCGUCCGUGUACAAUGCCACCAUCCUGAGCUGCAGCGACCCAUGCACCCUUGCAGCGUCGUGCUUCCCUGCGUACACGACGACGGCCUCGAGUGAUGGCUGCGCCUGCACGUGUGCGGAGGGUGGCCACGGCGAUGCGUGCCUGCCCGUUGCUGUUCCCGAGCCCUCAAGCACUGACGGUGCCGACUUGUGCGUGCGGGACGUGCAUGUGGAUGUGGAGGUGAACGCCGGUUUUGGGACGUCGGUGCUGUGCUACGUUGGUGUGACCUUUGCGGCGGAUUUCGUGGUGGAAAUGGAGUCGAUGUCAGGGAGCGUGCGCAACGUGACGCUGGCGAACUGCACGUUUGUGGGCGGAGCGAGCCUGUACGUUGUCGGGUGGCUGUCCGACCCGCCUGCUGGCCAGCGCGCCGAUGUGUUGAUCAGCGGGCUUGAGUCACGCUCUGGCGGCGGCGUGGUGGUGGCGAACCGAUUUCCGCCGGGCUCGCGCGUCAUUGUGGUGGACUCGGUGCUGAUUGCAGAGGCGCGUGUUGUGUACCGCGGCGCCUACGACCUUGGCGACGCCUCCGCGUGCCUCGUGUUGCACAACGUGAAUCUGACGGGGAGUGUGCUGACCAUCGCGCGCACGCAUGUGGCUGCUGUGUUCCGCGACGCUGUUGGCGUGCUGGUGUUUGGCGGCGUGGCGCUGUCGUCGCGCGGUGCGCUGUACGUGGACGGGCUGUUGGUGCAGACGGCGCUGGGGCUGUGCGUGUCAGUGGAGGGCGGUGUUAUGGCCAGUGACGGCUCCGUGGUGGCGUUUGUUGACAGCGACUUCCUGCUGUGCAAGCAUGCGGUGUCUGUGCGUGGGGCUGUGAGCGUGUCGGGCUCCAUUGUGGCGCUUGUGCGGAGCGGCUUUUCGUCGACGGGGGACUACGCGGUGGCGUUUUAUUCGACGGUGAGUCUGGCCGACGGGUCGAUGCUGCUGGCGAGGGGCAACGUGCACGACGGCGUCUUGAGGGAGAUGCUCUACGCCGCUGGCGCCGUGACCGCUGUUGGGAGCACGCUGAGCUUUGUGCGCAACCGAGCGCUGCUGCCGCGGAUGCUGUCUGCGGGCCUGUCGCUCGCGGCUGGGGCGCAUUUGAGGGUGGCGUGCAACGACGCUGGUGGACGCGUCCUGUCGACUGCGGAGGAGUACGCAGCGGCUGGUUUUGGCGACGCUGGGAGCAUCGACAUUGUUGGGUGCGAGGACUGCGACAGGGACACGUACUGCUACGCGCCCGGGACGGCGUCUGCGAGCAUGAAGAACGGUGUGUGCGUGUGCGUGUGCGGCAGCAGUGGAUACGGCGAGGCGUGCGUGCCUGUGGGUGCUCCCGCGCUGCCACCUGCUGUGGGCACCGCGUCGAGUGUGUUUGUCCGCGAGGGCGUGACGUUGCAGUCGGUGUUCGUUGUGCCUGCCGGCGCGAGCGAGGUGACGCUGCGCCACGUUGUGCUGGACGGCGUGAGUCCUGUGCUCUACGUGCCGUGGAUGGCGCGGGACAGCGUGCGGAUCGUUGUACAGAACGUGUCGCUGCUGAACGGCGCCGUGCUGUACGUGAUGGGCGGUGGAGGCUUGCGCGGUGCGGUGUCGGCGGGGAGCGACGAGGGCGGGCCGGUGGAGCUGUCGGUGUGCGAUGUGGAGGCGCUGAACGGUGCGCUUGUGCUGACCGGCACGUUCCCCGCGGAAUCUGUGCUGACGGUGACGGACUCCCUGCUGGUUGCCGCGAGGUCUACGCCGCUUGUGUAUCUUCCCAGCUCGCAGUCCUCGCCGUACGCACCGGUGCUGGUGCUGUCGGGCCUGCGGCUCGUGCGGUCCGUGCUGGUUGUAUCCGGCGUGGCCUUCGUGACCGUGAUGACUGGUGGGCGGACGGUGGUGGUGGACGGCGCGGUGCUGGAGCUUGUCGGUGGCGGUGUCGCGCUGGACGCGGCUGUGCUCGGG